GAUUGGGUUGACCCCGCCCCCUGACUUCCCUCCGGUUAAUCCUCCAGCAUCAGCAGCGGACACCAAGGCUAACAAAGCGCUACUUGACUUCAGUUGAGCAGGUUCUCCUAUAUUCACUACCGAUGGCAGCAAUUAGGAAAAAGCUGGUUAUAGUGGGAGAUGGAGCCUGUGGGAAGACCUGCUUGCUUAUUGUAUUCAGUAAGGACCAGUUUCCUGAAGUCUAUGUGCCUACAGUGUUUGAGAACUACGUUGCUGACAUUGAAGUUGAUGGCAAACAGGUUGAAUUAGCACUCUGGGACACAGCAGGUCAGGAGGACUAUGACAGACUCCGCCCACUUUCUUAUCCAGACACUGAUGUCAUUCUCAUGUGCUUCUCUAUCGACAGCCCAGACAGUCUUGAAAACAUCCCAGAGAAGUGGACCCCCGAGGUGAAACACUUCUGCCCCAACGUUCCCAUCAUACUGGUGGGAAAUAAAAAGGACCUGCGUAACGAUGAUCACACUCGGAGGGAGCUAGCCAAAAUGAAGCAGGAACCAGUGAAACCAGAAGAUGGACGGGAUAUGGCCAACAGGAUCGGGGCUUUCGGAUACAUGGAGUGCUCUGCGAAAACAAAAGACGGUGUGAGGGAAGUGUUUGAGAUGGCCACCAGGGCUGCACUACAGGCCAGGCGGGGAAAGAAGAGCAAUAAAUGCGUCCUACUGUAAACUGGGGCAUGAGGACUGCUUCCUGCAGGGGGUAGAAGAUGGAAAAUUAGGUCAACCCUACCCCCACAUAAACACAGACUGUUCUCCCCUGUUUUUACUAAAGGUGUAAUGCUUCUACUGUUUUGUCUUAAGCGAAAGUAGUCAGGUCAUCAGUAUUCAACUUUAAAGUUAUGGAAAAUACUUUUUUGUACUUUUAACACAAGUAAAAUUUGCCAUAAUAAGAAGUUCCUUAAUCAUGUUGUAUGUCCUUGUAAGGGUCAGCCCAGGGGCCUGUUGUGUCAUACUUGCCAACUACAGUAAAGUGCUUAAGCCCUGCCUGCUGAUCUGAGGAAUGUGUCCACGGCCAACUAGGGUGAAAUACCUACACACUGUGACCUGUAGUCCUUUAACCAUUUCAACAAACUGAUGCACACACUGAGUCUCAAGUCAGCAUUUUGCCUCAUUAAAAUAAAUCCUUGGGUGCAUCAUUAUACUGGAAACUGGUUUUGCUAAAAACACAAGUGUUUGUGUAAUAAAUUACUUUGUAAGAAUCCUGAUAAUUUGCUUGACUUGACUGAGAAACACUGAAUGAGAACCAGAACUUAAAUGUAAUACCGGCUCUUACUUUUUCCUGGGUUCAAACUUUUACUGUUGGCCAGUUUGUUUUUAUUUUUUGCAUAAGCAUUUUAGUGUCGGUCAGGGGUCCUGGCUCAGCCAUAGUGCAAAAAAAGUGCACACAUAAGGCAUGGUGGGCAUUACAUGUUAAUACAAGCCACUCAUUUAGCAUUUUUGUUCUGUGGAGCCUGACGCUUAGGCUAGGGACAAAUUUUUGCGGAAGCAACUUUUGAUAAGCCCUGGAACUACUUCAUAAAAUAUAAGUUAUAUGUAACAAUCAUGUUAACAGUUUGAAAAAAUAAACUUGUCAGUGCUCCCUGGUGGACAAAGUA
Cyprinodon tularosa is the source of this 1630-nucleotide messenger RNA. RefSeq names its product transforming protein RhoA. Gene Ontology annotation, molecular function: GTP binding; GTPase activity. Bases 123 to 704 code for a protein of 193 amino acids. Gene Ontology annotation, biological process: small GTPase-mediated signal transduction; cell migration; stress fiber assembly. The transcript has 5 exons. The record is from RefSeq and is a predicted model, not a curated record. Lineage: Eukaryota; Metazoa; Chordata; Actinopteri; Cyprinodontiformes; Cyprinodontidae. Gene Ontology annotation, cellular component: dendritic spine; cleavage furrow.